Molecule: messenger RNA, 402 nt
Organism: Cooperia oncophora
Lineage: Eukaryota; Metazoa; Nematoda; Chromadorea; Rhabditida; Trichostrongylidae
Source: the annotation of a GenBank genome assembly
AUGCUCAGGCUAAAGAAAAUCAAGCAGUUCGAUAGCAAAUCGAUUCUUGAAGAUGAUCAGUGCAGUGGUCAUGGUACAAUGGUAAAUAGCCGUUGUGUUUGCGAGCACGGUUACAAAGGGGACAUUUGUCAGUAUAAAACAAACUGUCACUUGGAUGAAGAUUGCCUUAAUGGCGGCAAAUGUAUAGCAGAGCCCAAUUCAGUCGUCUCAGCCAGUUGCUACUGUACAUACGGAUUCUUCGGCAAGAACUGUGAAUUGACCUAUGAACAUGGCGAUGAUGAAUGUUUCGCUUACAAAAGGCUCGACGAUAAACGAUUCACCGCUUAUGGAAUGUUUGAUCCGGCCUGCUAUAAUAAGGACAAGUUCAGCGACAAUGACUUCGUAUAUUACCGUAAAAUCAAG